Messenger RNA from Volvox carteri f. nagariensis, 984 nucleotides. RefSeq lists its product as uncharacterized. Lineage: Eukaryota; Viridiplantae; Chlorophyta; Chlorophyceae; Chlamydomonadales; Volvocaceae. The coding region runs from base 1 to 984 and encodes 327 amino acids. The transcript is spliced from 3 exons. The record is from RefSeq and is a predicted model, not a curated record.
AUGCUGAAGUGCACCCAGUUUGGCACCUCGGCAAAGGCGCUCUCGAAGCGGCCAUCCAGCUUCGAUUUGCGUCGCGGCAAUCCGCGCGCGGGCAAAGGUCUCAGCCACGCCUGCUCAUCUGGUGUCCGAAGCACCCUUCAGGCGGGCUGCGAGGAGGCCGACUGGCGGAAUGCAGGGGGUGUAGGCAUCGGGGCGAUUUGCGGCCGCUCUGCCAACUCCUGCUCCGGAACCGGCGGCGCCGGCGGCGCUGCUGCCGCCCACAUUCUCGGCUACCAGAGUACCUCAGCCUGCGUCGGCGGUGGUGGUGGCAGUAGCAGCAGCACCUUCGCCAGCGGCGUUAGCCGUCCCUGUCGGAACUCCCUCCGGCCCGGCGGCUAUUUGGUUCCCGCGUAUGGUGCCUGUACGGCAAGUCCGACGGCGGCGGAGCCAUCUUGCGCUCCCGCCGGCGGCGGCGGCGGCAGCGGCAGCAGUAAUGUUGCCGGCGGUGGCGGAUCCGCUAUGCUUGGACGGAAGUUGGGGCUGGGCCUUCCGCACCGUCGGUUCCGCGCGGCUCAGGCGGCAGGUUUGGUUGCCGUACACUCUGCCCGCCACGCCGCCGCGGGGCUGUGGCUCUCAACGGAGGACAUGAUCGCGGCGCUCACCCUCAGCGACAGGCAGAUGCCGCAGCAGCAACAAGUUUCGGCGCCGCGCGCACCUGCCUGGCCGUCAGGGGCCCAGCCUGGCGGUGGCGGUAGCGGCUUCGGGCCGGGUCAUAACGCCAGCACCGGGGGCACAUGCCGGCCGCAGCAGCAGUUGACGGCGGUGCCGCCGCCGCCGCCGCCGCCGGCGACGACGACGAGCGUCAGGGGGAAUGACGGCGGCGGCUCUCCCUCGAGAAUAGCACGUCCGUCGUGUGUUGAGGCGGGAAGCAGGCAGCGCCUGCAGCAUGAACAGCAAUGGCUGUGUGGCUCUGCACCUGCGGCUUCGCUGUCCUUUGGCGUCUAA